This is a messenger RNA of Phanerochaete carnosa HHB-10118-sp, 531 nucleotides long. RefSeq lists its product as uncharacterized. The transcript has 4 exons. The coding region runs from base 1 to 531 and encodes 176 amino acids. The record is from RefSeq and is a predicted model, not a curated record. Gene Ontology annotation, molecular function: monooxygenase activity; oxidoreductase activity, acting on paired donors, with incorporation or reduction of molecular oxygen; heme binding. Lineage: Eukaryota; Fungi; Basidiomycota; Agaricomycetes; Polyporales; Phanerochaetaceae.
AUGGCCCUUCCUCCCGGACUGCUCUACCUGCUGCCAAUAAUUCCACAGCUGCUUGUGCCUCCCAUGGCCGUGUGCCUCCUUGCAUACAUUGCUCGUGUGUGCUUUGGCUAUAACAUACCUGUGUGGGCCAUCGCGGCGGCGUGCGUCCUGUCCUGGCCUGCCGCGCUGACGGUGCUUGUGCAAUGGUACGACCACAAAGUCGACCGCGAGGCUGCCGCGCGGGGCUCAAAGAUGCCUCGCGCAGUGAAGAGAAAGUACCUCGGGGGCGUGGACGCCCUGAUGGCAUUCGACAAAGCAGUCGAGGAGCGCAUUAUCGGUUGCCGCUUGUCUGAAUGGGCCCAAGAAUAUGGCUGGACAUUCAAUUUCCGCCUGCUCUUCCAGAAUACGAUCUUCACCGCCGAGCCUGAGUAUAUCAAGAGGAUCCUCGCCACAGAUUUCCAGGGCUAUGAGAAGGGCUCUGCGUGGUAUAACCAGAUGAAAUCACUGUUGGGUUCAGGAGUAUUCAAUGUGGAUGGCGACCUCUGGAAUUGA